AUUCUCUCAGUACGGAAGAGAACGACAGUAACGUUUGUCACACAGAAUUUGUUCUUUUAUUUCAGCGAAACGCUUGUCAAAUGUCAUGAUGUUGGACGUCCUGCUGCUCUUUUCCAGGAUCUGUACAGCUGUUGUUGGUGGAGCUUCACAGACAAUUACUGGAUACAUAGGAGAGAGAGUUGACAUCAGAUGCUCAUAUGAUUAUGGAUAUGAAUCAAAUUCAAAGUAUUUUUGUAAAGGGGAGUGUAUCUAUGGAAAUAGAAUCAUCAUGGUUAAAUCAGGAUCUCCAGCUAAAGACGAGAGAUUCUCUCUGACUGACGACACGACGGCCAGAGUUUUCACCGUCACCAUCACUGAUCUGAGAACAGAGGAUGAAGGCCAAUACUGGUGUGCUGUGAAGAGGAGUAUUACUGAUGUCUAUUCAGAGAUUCUGUUGCUGGUUAUGUUGGGUUCAUUUGUGAUUAUCAUUAUCACUGCGGAGGCUUUAGUUUUACUCCUGAUAGCAGUUCCACUGAUUAUAGUGGCUGUGCAGAUGAGAAAGAAGAAUAAAGGUCUGCUGUCGUCCGCCACUGUUGUGUUUAAUCCAGUGAUUUAUGAUCAGAUCAAAGACACUGGACGCUUCUGUAAUCCAGAGGACAGAGACACAGAAACAACUGUAUUUUACAGCUGUGUUUCAUAA
Molecule: messenger RNA, 679 nt
Organism: Rhinichthys klamathensis goyatoka
Lineage: Eukaryota; Metazoa; Chordata; Actinopteri; Cypriniformes; Leuciscidae
Product: CMRF35-like molecule 8
Exons: 5
Coding region: 86-679 (197 amino acids)
Source: RefSeq, a predicted model, not a curated record